Messenger RNA from Polyodon spathula (Mississippi paddlefish), 2071 nucleotides. RefSeq names its product cyclin-dependent kinase 4 (gene cdk4). Gene Ontology annotation, biological process: protein phosphorylation; G1/S transition of mitotic cell cycle; signal transduction. The transcript is spliced from 8 exons. The record is from RefSeq and is a predicted model, not a curated record. Gene Ontology annotation, molecular function: cyclin-dependent protein serine/threonine kinase activity; ATP binding; cyclin binding. The coding region runs from base 247 to 1125 and encodes 292 amino acids. Gene Ontology annotation, cellular component: cytoplasm; nucleus; cyclin-dependent protein kinase holoenzyme complex. NCBI's taxonomy places the organism in Eukaryota, Metazoa, Chordata, Actinopteri, Acipenseriformes, Polyodontidae.
UCUGAAUGUUCCAAAGAAAAGCGUUCUGCAGAAAAGCGGCCCCUCGGAGCGAGUUCGUGUCUCUGCAGAAAAAACUGAGUUUUGCAUAACUUUGUGUGAUCGGUGCAUUCCCAGUCACGAUCAGGAAGUCCGAAGGCGAUACAGACUCUUCAUUUUUUUUUUUUUUUAGUUCUGUUUUCAAAUAUGUUUUUAUAAUUUUAAACAUUUCUUAAACGCGCAGCCCGCGGGGUGGCUCAGGGGUGCAGGAUGCAGUACGAACCUGUGGCAGAGAUCGGUGGUGGCGCCUACGGCACAGUCUACAAGGCCAGGGACCUCCAGAGCGGCAAGUUCGUGGCCUUGAAGAGCGUGAGGGUCCAGACUGACCAGGACGGGCUGCCCUUGUCCACUGUCCGAGAGGUGGCUCUGCUCAAGAGGCUGGAGCAGUUUGACCACCCGAACAUCGUCAAGUUAAUGGAUGUUUGCGCUACGAUCAGGACAGACCAGGAGACCAAGGUGACUCUGGUAUUCGAACACGUCGAUCAGGACUUGAAAACGUACCUGCAGAAAGCACCUGCCCCUGGACUGCCUGCAGAGAGAGUAAAGGACUUGAUGAAGCAGUUCCUGAGCGGCCUGGCUUUCUUGCACUCGAACCGCGUGGUUCAUCGCGACCUGAAGCCCGAGAACAUCCUGGUGACCAGCCGCGGACAGGUCAAGCUGGCGGACUUCGGCCUGGCGCGAAUCUACAGCUGUCACAUGGCCCUCACACCAGUGGUUGUGACUCUGUGGUAUCGCUCCCCUGAAGUGCUGCUCCAGUCCACCUACGCCUCCCCUGUCGAUAUCUGGAGCACCGGCUGCAUUUUUGCGGAGAUGUUUAGGCGGAAACCUCUGUUCUGUGGAGAUUCAGAGGUCGAUCAGUUAGGAAAGAUUUUUGAUCUGAUUGGUCUGCCUUUGGAAGGGGAGUGGCCUUCUGAUGUCACAGUGCCUCAGAACGCAUUUAAACACCGGAGCCCUCGACCCAUCGAGGUCUACGUGCCUGAAAUUUGCUCUCAAGGAGCAGAGCUGCUCUCGGAAAUGUUAACAUUCAACCCACUGAGACGAAUCUCUGCAUUGAAAGCUUUGGACCACCCAUACUUCCAUGAGGGUUGACCGUUUUCAAAGCAAACCUGCAUAGGACCAGAACUGGGGGGUGGGGGGAGAGGGGAGGGGGAUAGCAAUUUUGCUAAUCGGAGUUGUUUUCAAAAGACGAACCCUGAAAGUUCCAGACUGAUGGGCAGGCUACUGUUUGGGAAAAACUGCAGUGGACUCUGACUUGAAGUGGCAUAACUGGGAGCCCAUCCCGCGGGGGGGAAGAACACAAAAGGAGAUUACGUUCAGGUCUCCUCGCCAACUGAAGCCACCUUGCAGUGUUUUAGUACGAUUGUUCAAAAGGAAGUCGAAGCAAGACAGACAUCAGUCUGUGUGUAUGUAACAUGUGUCCUAUGGAAAUAUAGCAUUAUAGUUUGUCAAGUUACAGGCACCAGCGUCUAGAAUCUGAUUAGGUUUUUAAAUGUGUGAGUGUCCAGAUCUAGUGCUUGACAGCUACAAAGCAACCUCAAACUAGGGAAAGGUUUAGGAUUGUCUUACCACAGACGUACGAUCAAAAAAGAUUCAGUUGCCGCCCUGUAGAAAGCAGGAGGUUAUAAAAAGAAGGCAUUUUAAGAUGCAUGCUAAGCAAAGUGCCAGACAGAAGGGGUCAGCAGGGGUCUCCAUUCCUGGUCUUGGAGGGCUUGGGGUUUUUGUUUCAAACAAUUACUGGCUUAAUUAGUCAAGAUUAACAGGUGUUCCAGAUCUUUAGCCAUUGAUGAUGUAGAGACACCUAUAAAACCUGCCUGAUAGGGGCUCUCCAGGACCAGGGCUGGAGACCUCUAAUCUACAGCUAAACACAAUUUCAAGAAACAAUUGCAAAUAUUCCAGGUGUUUCUAAACCUUCUCUUUGAGGCUGUUAUACUACUCAACAGUGGACUCGAUGUGACAGUGACCAAAGGCUAGUUUACCAGAUUUAUUAUUUGUUUUUGUAUAAUUUCUUUAUAUAGUAAUAAAUAUUAUUCUAUAA